Messenger RNA from Patiria miniata (bat star), 3312 nucleotides. Its product is annotated as U3 small nucleolar RNA-associated protein 4 homolog. Gene Ontology annotation, cellular component: t-UTP complex; 90S preribosome; small-subunit processome. Lineage: Eukaryota; Metazoa; Echinodermata; Asteroidea; Valvatida; Asterinidae. Gene Ontology annotation, biological process: maturation of SSU-rRNA from tricistronic rRNA transcript (SSU-rRNA, 5.8S rRNA, LSU-rRNA). The record is from RefSeq and is a predicted model, not a curated record. The transcript has 17 exons. Gene Ontology annotation, molecular function: protein binding; RNA binding. The coding region runs from base 122 to 2206 and encodes 694 amino acids.
UGGACGAAUAUUGACAAAUUCCAUCCGUUCAACCAUUCAGAGGACACAUUAGCUGCCAGUAGAGCAUAGCACAUGCACCAUUCGCACGUGUUGUAAACGGACAUGAAAAAGGUGAGAUACGAUGGGUGAAUUUCGUGUCCACCAUGUCAAGUUUUGUGACUAUGUUCCCAGUGCUAUUCAGUGCAUUGCCUGUGACAGACACGGUGGUACAUCUUGUGAUAGACUAGCUGUCGGACGGGAGGAUGGAUCAGUAGAGAUAUGGAGCAUUAAGGAUAAAUGGUACCAGGAAAAGGUCAUCCCAGGUUCUGAGAAGAGACGUGUAGAUUCAUUAGCAUGGGUCAAUGGCAGACUCUUCUCUUCUGGCCUACAAGGAGACAUCACUGAGUACGAUCUCAAGAAAUGUGCGCCAAAGAAGACUGCGAUGUAUGGCAGUGCCUUCUGGUGUAUGCAGCAAAAUCAUGCUGGAACGCAUUUAGCGACUGGUACUGAGGAUGGCUGUGUGAAGCUAUUUGAAAUAGCUGAAGAAGGUGUGACCUAUGACCGGUCACUUGACCCCCAGGAAGGUCGCGUGAUGACCUUAGCAUGGCACAGGUCAGAUGAGGUCAUCGUUACAGGGUCAGUCAACACUAUCAGGAUAUGGAAUGUCUCAACAGGUCACGCUGUGCAGAGAAUCAGCAUGCCCAAGGUAUCGCUGCGCAGUAUGCUAGCACCACCAGAUACCAUUGUGUGGAGUGUCACCAUCACCAGUAACUACACCAUCAUUAGCUGUGACUCAACAGGCAAAACACAGUUUUGGAAUGGAAGGACAGGCACUUUAAUCAAGAGUUUCUUAAGCCACAAAGCCGAUGUGCUUACAAUGUGCAUAAGUGAAGAUGAGAGAUCAGUCUGUACGGCAGGAGUGGAUCCUUCCAUUGCACAGUUUCACCUGGUAGAUAAAGACGGUAGCUCUGACAGACUGACGUGGGUACGGUCUCGCAAUCUGAGUGAUAGAGCUCACAGUGUGGGUCACACUCAUGACAUCAAGGCCUUGGUCCACGUUGGCAACCAGGUGGUGUCUGGAGGUGUGGAUACCAAUUUGCUAGUGAGCCCUGCCGAGGCUGAACCUACUAAGAAUUGGAAACAGCAGACAACUCACAUCAGAAGAGUCAUCUCUGCUUUUCCUCAUAGAUCUGGUGUGUACUGUGCCCCGGAUGCAGAGUGUCUACUCUUUCAAUUUCCGACGCACUUAGAGCUGUGGAAGCUGGGAACUGCAUUAUCAACUGAAGGUUCUGAUGGGGAAACCCUUCCACUGUCCGAUCAUCAGGUUAAGCUCCUAGAGUUGAAGGCUAAGAGCGCGGAGCAUAUCGCCUGCAGUGCUAUUAGCAGCUGUGGCAGAUGGUUGGCCUACUCAGAUGUGAAUGGUGUACGCAUGUUUCACCUCAACCACUCUCCGCUAUCAUUAUCAAAGGUUCCUGCCCUACCAUCAGGUUUGCAGCCAGCUCAUUUGAUGACAUUCACGCAAACUUCAGACAAGCUGGUACUUGCCUCCCAGCAAGGAUCAAUCCAGGUAAUACGGGUGGACAGCAUUCAACCAACCCUACUGCAUACCUUCCCUCCCUUAGAAGACUCCAUCAGCCACCUGGCGGUCAACAACAACGGAAAAUUCAUUGCUGUGGCUGACAACAAAGGCAACAUUCUUGUCUAUAACUUGGACAACAAAAAGCUUCAGUGCAGACUUCCUGGCUACCGGCACCAACCGAGUGCCCUUGCAAUCAAUCCACACUCACAGCAUCUGGUUAUUGUCUACACGGAUCGCACGAUUGCAGAGUUUGAUUUCCUGCGCAAGGGCUUCAGUGGAUGGACCAAGAAUCUACACAAAGUAGGCCACCAUGAGGCCUGGUUGGGCAGACGGGAGAUUAUCACCACUGUAACCUUUGACCCAGAGAGACCAGAUCACAUGAUGCUGCAGGAUUCACAGGCAUUCUACAUCAUUGAUAGGAAGAAGCCACUUCCCACGCGUUGUGAGAAGCUGUUCAACCGAGGUCUGGGUAGCCCCCCACAGGGAGAAAGCAAACAACACGGCUUCAAUAUCUGCCAUCGAUACAAGCCACUAUUGUAUGCUGGAUACUUUGGUAAGCCAGGCUGGUUGGUGGUUGUAGAGCGCCCUCUAGAAGACAUCUAUGAGAGUUUACCAUCCACACUUCCGGAGAAGAAAUUUGGAACAUAGCUGGCCAACAUUUAGGAACAUUCUCAUGUACCAUCUUCAGGAUUUUUUUUAUUUGAUAAAUGGUAUCUGCCGUGUCAAGAUCCCAACUAGACACGGUGAUGUCAAGCAGUAAUCUCCUAUUAACGGUGGAUUUUCCACUCAUUUUUUGUCUACUUUGUUGACCACUCUGUUUAACCAAUCUGUUGUUAAAGCUUCCUUGUUAGAAAAUGCUUCUACGAUAAAGCUCUAAUGUUCUGUCAGGUUUAACUACCAAUGGCUGUUAUGAUUUUUUUUUGCACUUUGAAAAAUUGUUUCAUGAUUAAUUAUUCUUAUUGUUGUCUCCAGAUACAAAAGGGUUGAGAUGAAACUAACGUUUUGCUAAAUCCAGUUUUACUUUCAUUAGAAAGCCACAGAAGACCAUGUUGUCAUUUCACUGAAACUAGUUUUGGUUUCAUAUUCUGAAGAAAACAAACAGGCAGUUAAACAGACGUCUGACUUCUGCUUAAAGGGAACCAAAAAUAGACCGAGGGCCUGAUAAGUAUGACAAUACCUGCCAUAUUUGGUAUGUCUGUGCUGUGGCGACAAAGUGGAUGUCCCCUAACUAAUUAAUUAUAAGAGAAGGCUUGAUUUUGAAGUGAAGUAAGCACUUAUGAAACUGUGCACUCUGUUUGGUCGUCUAAACAUGCAUUCAUUCAAAAAUUAUACAAGUCCACGUUAUUCCAAUUAAAUUCCAUAUGAAUUAUUAUUUUUGGGGUGCCUUUGUGUUGUUUCACUUCUCACUUUUGUUGAUGAUUGUAAGUGUACACAUCUUUUGUUUUUGCAUAUGAGGUUUUGUUACAUGUCAAAAGCACUAUGCAAUCAGUCUAAAUUACCUAAAAUCAUGUAAGAAUAUUUCAGCAGCCGAUUUCACGAAACAGUGUCAUGUGGAACUUGCACCAUAAUUUUACACAACAAAUUUGUUACAAUAACUUUCAUAAAAUUUGGUGUCCCUACACAAUGUUUUUACUAUAUUUAAACAUCUUGAAUAAGGGUAAUAAUUGCUUUUAUGAUGCUGUUAGUGCGUAAUGUCUUUUCAAGUGUUCAGUCACAGAAUACAUAUUGAAUCAUCUCUGCCUACCAGUGUCAAA